Nematostella vectensis (starlet sea anemone) is the source of this 2227-nucleotide messenger RNA. RefSeq names its product D(2) dopamine receptor. Gene Ontology annotation, molecular function: G protein-coupled receptor activity. The transcript has a single exon. Lineage: Eukaryota; Metazoa; Cnidaria; Anthozoa; Actiniaria; Edwardsiidae. Gene Ontology annotation, cellular component: membrane. Bases 135 to 1115 code for a protein of 326 amino acids. The record is from RefSeq and is a predicted model, not a curated record. Gene Ontology annotation, biological process: G protein-coupled receptor signaling pathway.
ACGCGCUUGCUGCAGACGUUACGAAACUGAAAGGGUUCUCGCUGAAUCACAAUAGGCAGCGCAAUAUAAACGCGCACGCGGAACUGAAUAUUUCUAUAAAGAUCUAAAACAACAGCCAGAGCUUAAGCAGGAUUAUGGAGGAAUCUUUCGCGUUCUCUAACUAUUCGUCAAAUGGAAAAUCGCCCGGUGAAGGCUGCGUGUUGCCUCAAGCACAUGCUAUCGCUAUGUUUGUGAUAAACAUCCUGUUCAGUGCUUUAGGGACGGUCGGCAACUUGUUGGUAUGUGGAGCAGUUCUUAGUACACCUACACUACGCCGUAUUUCAAAUUAUCUUAUUUGCAGUUUGGCCGUGGCUGAUUUGUUCAUCACCAUGAGUGGACAGCCCCUUCUGGCCGUCAUGUUAUGGGGUAGACUCCAUGCUGUUUGUUAUGAUAAAGUAGAGUUGGCGUUCCGUGCUAUUGGCAAUGUGUCAUGUGCUGCCUCAUUGCUUUCACUUUGUUUCAUCAGUAUUGAUCGGUGCGUUGCCAUCUCUAAACCAUUUCGUUAUAAUACUAUUAUGACGUAUUGGAAGCUCGGCCUGAUGUUGUUAUUUGCCUGGGGUUUCCCUUCAGCUUACACAUACGUGCGCCUUCAAGUCAGCAAAAAGAUUACGUCAUACAUUACAGUGGGCAUGUUUGGCGCGGGUUAUGCCGUGUUAGCCGGCUGUUAUAUCGUAAUUUUUAUCAAAACUCUAAAACAAGCCAAAGAACGAAAGCGACUCUUGGGGUAUCAGAGACAAAAGCAGUCUAUUGUGUCACAGAGAACCGAGCGGAGACUGGCCACAACUAUCUUGCUUAUCAUUGCGGUUUUCACCGUAGCCUGGGCACCACUGUUCUACCUACGAGUCAAGCAACCCAAGAAGAAUUAUGGGAUAGCUUACGACUGGGCCCGCACCAUCGCCCUGAGCUCGUCAGCGGUGAAUCCGGCACUAUAUUGUCUGCGAAAUGAAGAAUAUCGUAAGGCUUUCAAGCGAAUACUUUUACUGCUGUUCUGCUGCAAAGGGAAAAAGGGUCAGGUGGAAAUCACUCGCAAGCGAGCCCCUACACAACGCACAGCAUCCACAAGCCUUCCACAGUAAAAAAGAACUUAUGAUGGCGAGAGUCGCGCGAACCAGCGUAUACAAUAUCUAUCGACGUAACCAAGUAGAACGAGACACUGUCAAGAGGAGGGUGGGUCAAUCUAGCAGUCGCGUACACAGGGGGGUGCAGGGUGCGCGCACCCCCCCUCCCCUUGGCGGCCAAAAGUGGGUCAUUUCUUAUUAAGGAAUCUUCAAAUACUAUGCUUUUUCCAUAUGAUACCUAUGACUGCGUACCUCCCCUCAGCCAAUCCUGGGUACGCGCCUGAUCUAGCGCACAACACCCACAAGCGUACUCCCUUUGAAAUAAAACACUGUCUAGGAUAGAGUGAAGCCGUACGCCAACACAGCGCACGAAUUUCUCAAGCAAGCAUAAGCACUGUCUGUGAGGUGCUAUUUUGGCGCCGAUACAUCAAUUUGAUAAACAGUGCUCGACCAAGUAAAAUAAAAUGAUGUCAAAGGGUAAGGCGAGGCCAUGUUUGAAAAGAUGCGAUCGACGUCCACAGCCAACCCCAAUGAGAUGCGGAAAAAUUCUGACAUAGGUAUGGUGAUGCUAUUUUUGAGAAUAAGCACACUAAGACGUCAUUAGCCUACCCCCAAUGAAAGAGGAAAAUACUGUCAUGGGUAGGGUGAGGUUAUGCGUGAGAAACAGCGCGCGAAGACGUCAUUAGCCUACCCCGAAUGAAAGAGGAAAAUACUGUCAUGGGUAGGGUGAGGCUAUACGUGACAAGCUCGGCAUAUUUGAUUCCCCUACCCCUCACUGGAUGGGAAAUUGCUGGGUUGAUCUCAUCGCACAAAGCGCGGCAUUCUCUGGUUAGAAACUUGGAUCAGACGAGGACCGGACGACGCGACUACAGGUAGAGACUAAGACUUUAUUAAAACAAUUUAUGAUUGCUACAUUGUCUUAUAAAAUGAUUAAUUGAAUGUUAUUCUAAAAUAGUGGCAAUAGUCAAUUAAAAGCGAUUACGUGGCAUGAUUGUACAUAAGACAAGAUUCUCUCAAGCAUUCUAUUUUUUAUUUUAAAUGCCGGUGCCUGAUGAAUUGCAUAAUGUAGAAGCAAAACCACGAAGAUUUAACGUGCACCGUCAAGAAUGCUUAUUUACAUAGACUUAAAA